Messenger RNA from Vanessa tameamea, 810 nucleotides. Its product is annotated as electron transfer flavoprotein beta subunit lysine methyltransferase-like. Gene Ontology annotation, cellular component: mitochondrial matrix. The record is from RefSeq and is a predicted model, not a curated record. The transcript has 5 exons. Gene Ontology annotation, molecular function: protein methyltransferase activity. Bases 147 to 800 code for a protein of 217 amino acids. Lineage: Eukaryota; Metazoa; Arthropoda; Insecta; Lepidoptera; Nymphalidae.
UUCCAUGAAAUCUACUUGUCGCGAUUCAAUGUGUUGGAAAUUUACACCUGUGUUGUGUUGUAGUUAUAUUACUUUUAGUGAUAUCUAGGUGUGCGUGGACCCUUUCGAUCGUGAGCAUCCUUCUGCAGAUCACAACGUGUUAGAUAAUGCUUAAAGAGUUCACUUCACUAUUCCUCAAACACACUUCUCCAAGUAGAAAACACUUGACUCCUGAACUUGUUUUACGUCUCGUGACUCCAUCAUGUCCGCUAUGGUCGGCGCCAAUUACGGACUCGCCGUUUACCGACCCUUUUUGGGGGUUCUAUUGGCCAGGAGGUCAAGCUACAGCAAGAUACAUCUUAGAUAAUCCAGGUGCUGUAACCGGUCGUCGGGUUUUAGACAUCGGCUGUGGGUGCGGCGCGGGCGCCAUCGUUGCCGCCAGGAUGAAGGCUAAGCAAGUCGUUGCGAAUGACAUUGAUACUUAUGCAGUAAUCGCUACGGAAUUAAAUGCAGAAAUGAAUAACGUUCACCUAGACACAGACACAAAUAACUUUAUAGGAUCCAGUUGUAAGGACUUUGAUGUAAUUUUGAUCGGAGAUAUGUUUUACGACGAGGAAUUUGGAAACUCGCUAUUUAUUUGGUUAAAUAGAUUAACCAAAGACAAUAAGACGAUACUGAUUGGUGAUCCAGGUCGUCACGGGCUGACGGAAAGCAGACGAAGCCGCAUGACGCUACUAGCUAAAUACGAUCUACCAAAAGAAACUCGCGAGGAGAACCAUGGAUACACUGAAACGUCGAUUUGGAAAUUGAAUAAAAUUUGAUGUCUGCAAA